AUGGAAUCCCAUCUCAACCCUCGUCAGCACCCUUUCCUAUUCGCAUUCAUAUCUAUCCUCGUCGUUCUCACGGCGAUGUUACUGCAUUCGACCUCACUGUCUCCCUUUGUUUUGAGUUUAUUGAACUAUUCAACACCUUAUGUUCGGAAUGCGCGCACCGGGGUUUCCUAUCGUGGCACAUCUACAAACGGCGUCGAACAUUUCCAGAACAUUUUCUACGCCGAAGAUACAUCAGGCUCAAAUCGCUUUGCACCACCUGUUCCCUGCGCACCACCUCCCGGCACUAUCGUCGAUGCAACUGCCGCUGGUGCCUGGUGUCCUCAAGGACUCGGAGGACCUCCGCUACCAUUCACGAGUCCUAUCACCAACGUGAGCGAGAACUGUCUUAGCCUACGGAUUGCGCGACCGUCUAACAUUGAUUCAUCUGCGAAAUUGCCGGUUCUGGUUUGGAUACAUGGCGGAAAAGCCAAUGAGGAGUCUAUCUUUGAAUUACUGAAAAAGAAAAACCCAGGGGUCCGUGACAAUAUUGAAUUCUUCGGCGGAGACCCAGGAAAUGUUGUCGCAGUGGGGCAAAGCGUGGGUGCAAUGGCUAUUGGCUUGCAUCUCGUCUCGUAUUCAGGCACUCAAGGAGUACCCUUUCAGAAAGCAAUGAUGAUGUCCGGGGCAACGGGGACGAAUUUUAACAUCAUGAGCAGCCUCGUAGCAGACAAUACCGCAACUGUGGCCAAAUCUGUUGGUUGCACUCAGGACGAUCCAGACUCUCCAGCAACUGUGGAUUGUCUGCGAAAAAUUCCUCUCGAAAACUUAAUGGACACUUCCGUGAAACUUGCUCGACAAUUAAGACCACCUUUCGGAGAGCUAGCUUUCUAUCCCAGCUAUGACGGCGAUUAUAUUUCCGAUCGACCUUCUGUGCUGCUCCGUAAGGGAGCUUUUGUAAAAGGGAUACCGAUUAUAGGCUCCUGGGUUACCAACGACGGCGCCUGGUACGCUCAGCCAUCCAUCAGCGACGAUGCCUCUGUACUCGAAAGCUUUCAAACAUUCGUUCUCGGUCUCUCACAGUCUUCACUACAACGUCUGCUAUCCCUCUACCCACUCUCCAAUUUUAUCCACCUCGUCAGCCCCGACGAGGAAGCGACAGCAGAUUAUUAUCGAGCAGCACAGAUAAACCGCGAUAUCUGGUUUACAUGCCCCGUCAUUGACUUUACCUGGCAGUACGCUCGAUUCGGCGGCGACUCGAAUAUCCGUCUGUACAAUAUGAAUCAGACAAAGUUCGGUCCGAUAUUGCAGUACAUGGGCGUUCCUCAGUGGCACGUCUGCCACCUCUCUGAUAUUCCGUAUCUCAUGAACGAAGACGUCGCCGCCGGCGGAGACAACAGCCCCGAUCAGCAGUCCCUUUCUGCUCUGUUGAGUGGUAGCGCCGCUGCCUUCGCUUACUCGGGAGACCCGACGAUUUCAAGAGGUCGAACUUUCAAAGAUUGGCCGAUCGCGUACUCGGACCAAAGUGAACAGGCUUUGAGCAAAGAGUGUCCGAAAGAUCUGAGCUUGUAUGUUGUAGGAGGACCGCAGGGCAGUGGUCCCGCAAGCAUGUCUUCUGGAACAGGUGGUGGAGCCAAAUCGGAGCGUGAGAAAGCAUUGGCGUGGGAGCAGGUGAUGGAGCGGUGUGCCUUCAUCAACUCGAUUCUGGACGAAAUUGGGGUUUGA
Letharia lupina is the source of this 1701-nucleotide messenger RNA. RefSeq lists its product as uncharacterized. The coding region runs from base 1 to 1701 and encodes 566 amino acids. NCBI's taxonomy places the organism in Eukaryota, Fungi, Ascomycota, Lecanoromycetes, Lecanorales, Parmeliaceae. The transcript is spliced from 4 exons. The record is from RefSeq and is a predicted model, not a curated record.